UCAAGAAUUCAUUUCAUAUUCCGUUUGUGAAGAGGAGAAACUUUUCUUUUAUUGUGAAAUUAUUGGAGCUUUUGUUUCCUUUUGAUAAAUAAUUUCACAAAUUUGAGUUUCUGAAACAGCAGUUAUUCACACAAACCCCGUAAACAUGGACGAGGGCUCUCAACGAUUGAUUGACGACUGUUUUUUGCGACCCAUACAACAAGAUGUGCGAGCAACAAAUAGACCUACGGAACCUCCACCUUCAAAGGUUACCCUUAAAACUGAAAUGCAGGUUUUGCGUCUAAGCGAUGACUCCCAAAAAAUGUGCAUGGAAACGUUGAGAUCUAUACAUGGUGAUGAUUUUCGUCUAGACGAUCCUUCCAAGUACAAAGAUCGUGGAGGGAAGAUGAAAAAAUCAUAUUGGGAAGAUCGUGGAACGCUCGUGGUGCAGUCGGUCACCAAUUUUUCUGCCAACACCAAUGGUGCCUUGGGCAAAGAUGUCGAAAAGAGUCCAGAGAGUCCUGAACAGAGAUUGCGUCGCUAUGCAUUGCUGAAAUUGGAAAAUUAUGGAUUUCCUUUGAAUCACUGCAUAGAGGCCUAUGAUCAUUGCGAGGGUGAUAUAGAUCAGACUUUAUAUCUGCUGUUUCGUAAAUAUUUAAAAAUUCCUGAACCUGGUGCAGAGGGAGAAAACGUAGCGGACUUCAAUGCAGCUGCUGCUGAUUUUACCGAAAACGAACUGCUGGAUAUGAGACGUGAUGAGAAGGAGGCAUUAGAGUCCAUCUAUGACAAAGGCUUCGAAGAGAAAGAAAAGAAUCUGGUAUGGAGUUUAAAAUUCAAAAUUGAACAUUUGCUGCAACAUAGUCCCUCGGAGGUUAGAAAAGCUCGUGAUGCUGCUGCCAAAGCCUUGCAAGAAGCCAAGGACAAAAGAAAUAUAAAAAAGCCCAAAGGGCCGCCCCGAUGUAGAAACUUUGAUGAAAAAGGAACAUGUAAAUAUGGACCCAAAUGCAGAUUUGCCCAUAUUAGACCCGAACCGGAAGUUAUUGACAAAUCUGUGGGCAAGGAAAAAAUCGAUGAAUCCGAUGAGAAGUGGUUUUAUUUAGAACUAAGAUUUCCACCCAAAACCAAAUAUCCUUAUGAGGCUCCCUACGUUUACCUUAAGACAACUUGUCACGACAUACCCAACGAGAUAAGGCUGAAAAUCGCUAGAAAAUUAUACCGGGAGGCCCAAGAGUCAUGCCGCGAUGGCAUACCUUGCGUCUAUAGCAUAUCAGAAAUGCUACAAAUGGAGAGUUUUGCGGAAAAUAUCGAUCUAGAUAAUGAACCUUUCCCCAAAGCCGAUAAGUCGCUGUUCCACAUUGAAGAUGACGCGGAGAAGGCCGAGGACGCCCAGGUCUUUGAAAAUCUACCUACUCACUAUGAAAAGGGCUUAACCUCCCAUGGAGAUGGCUUUAGAAAAGACCCCCAGGCAUUGGAAAAGGACGAUAGACAGUUGCUCAAACGUUUCAUGGAACGCAGAAAUGACGAAAAAUACAAGAAAAUGUUAAAGUCACGCCAAAAUCUACCAGCCUUCAGUAAAAUGAUGGACAUAUUAAACUUGCUGGAAACCUCUCAGAUAUUGGUGAUUUCGGGAGAAACUGGUUGUGGUAAAUCUACCCAAGUGCCUCAAUUUAUUUUAGACAAUUGGUUCUUCAAAGCCUCCCAGCUGGAUAACUCACAAAAAAUGCCCCAUGUCGAGGUUAUAUGCACACAACCCAGAAGACUGUCGGCCAUUGGAGUGGCCGAGAGAGUGGCAGAUGAAAGGGCCGAAAGAGUGGGUCAAACUGUGGGCUAUCAAAUACGCUUGGAAAAUAAAAUAUCACCUUCCACACGUCUAACAUUCUGCACCACUGGUAUACUAUUAAGACGUUUGGCCUCAGAGCCUCUGCUGGACUCGGUGACCCACAUUAUUGUGGAUGAGGUCCAUGAACGUAGCGAAGAAUCUGAUUUUUUGCUUAUGAUACUCAAACGAAUAUUGCCAGUGCGCCGAGAUCUUAAAGUCAUUUUAAUGUCGGCCACCUUGAAUGCCAAAUUGUUUUCCGACUACUUUGGCGGGGUGCCAGUUUUAGAUAUUCCCGGCAGGACAUUUCCGGUGGAACAACUAUUUCUGGAAGAUAUCAUUGAACGUUGUGAUUUUGUAAUGGAAUGUGAUUCUCAAUAUAGCCGUAAGGUUAGUAAAAAGGAAGAAGAGGAACUAAUGAGGGAGUUGGAGUAUGCCGAUAUAAAAGCAGAGAAUACAGCGCCUCCCUCAAAGAUAAAAGAUGAGAAAUUGAAUUUGUCUGCCAUGUAUUCACGAUAUGCAGACUAUUCAAAGAAGACUUGUAAAUCCAUCUACCUCAUGGAACCCAUGAAAAUCAACCCUGAACUGAUAGAAUCUGUUUUAAAAUACAUAGUUGAAGGUGAACAUGAGUGGCCACGUGAGGGCACAAUUUUAAUCUUUCUACCAGGUCUACAGGAAAUUCAAUCCAUACACGAUGCCCUUAGUGAUAGCAAUAUAUUUGGGCCAAGAUCUGGCAAAUUCAUUUUAGUUCCUUUACAUUCAACUCUAUCCAGCGAAGAGCAAAGCGCUGUAUUUCGUCCUGCGCCCAAGGGCAAGAGAAAAAUUGUCCUAAGCACAAAUAUUGCCGAAACUUCGGUGACCAUAGACGAUUGUGUGUUUGUGGUCGAUUAUGGUCUGAUGAAGGAAAAACGCUUCGACUCUAAUCGCAACAUGGAAUCUCUGGAACUUGUCUAUGUCUCGCGGGCAAAUGCUAAUCAACGUAAAGGUCGCGCUGGUCGUGUUAUGCCUGGUGUUUGUAUACAUUUGUAUACACAACAUCGUUAUAAAUACAGUUUCUUGGCCCAACCUGUGCCCGAAAUCCAUAGAGUGCCAUUAGAGCAGCUGGUGUUGCGUAUUAAAACUUUACCAAAUUUCAAGGGUCUAAAUGUUGUGGAAGUUUUGGGACAGACCUUAGAACCGCCUACCGAAGAAAAUAUAGUUUCCGCUGUUAAUCGUCUGCAGGAUGUAGGUGCCUUAGAUGAGGAACAACAUUUGACACCUUUGGGCCACCAUUUGUCCGCAUUGCCUGUCGAUGUAAGGAUAGGAAAACUUAUGUUGUUUGGAGCCAUUUUCCAAUGCCUGGAUAGUGUGUUAACCAUUGCCGCCUGUCUCUCACACAAAUCACCAUUUGUUAGCCCCUUUAACAAACGAGCAGAAGCUGAGAGACGCAAAAGAGAAUAUGCUCUAUGCAAUAGCGAUCAUUUGACCUGUUUGCUGGCUUAUAAGAAAUGGUUGGAUGUUUCUAAACGCAACUUUUUUGCCAGCCGCAAUUAUGCAGAUGAACAUUAUCUAUCGCUAAAAACUUUGCAAACCAUAUCUGAGGUGAAAUAUCAGUUUUUGGAAUUACUGGUCUCCAUAGGUUUUGUGCCAGUCAAUGUGCCCAGAAAGCGAAAAAAUGCCCAUGACAAUAUAUUGGAGUUAACAGGUUGCGAUUUAAACAUUAACGGAGAUAACAAUCGUCUUUUGAUUUCCCUUCUAUGUGCUUCUCUCUAUCCGAAUAUUGUAAAGAUACUAACACCCGAACGCAGUUAUAUACAAACAGCGGGUGGUGCUAUGCCCAAGUUAGCCACUGCCAGAGAUUUACGUUUCAAAACCAAAGAAGACGGCUAUGUGGCCAUACAUCCCUCUUCCAUAAAUGCAGAUGUCGCAACAUUCCAAUCGCCCUUUUUGGUGUACCAGGAAAAGGUGAAAACUUCCAGAAUUUUCAUACGAGAAUGUAGUAUGCUGCCUUUAGUUACCCUUGUUCUGUUUGCUGGUUCCGAUUUAAAAGUAGAAUUACAUGAUGGUGAUUUUCUAUUCCUACUCGAGGAUGGCUGGAUAAUAAUAAAGGCUCAUAAUCACGAGACCGCCGAAAUGAUACAGUGUUUGCGUACGGAACUUUUGAAAUUAUUGGAAGAGAAAAUUCGUGAUCCCUGUUUGAAUUUGUUAAAUCAUGAAAAUGGUCGGAAAAUAAUCCAAAGUAUAGUCUAUCUAAUUGGCCACAACAAUUAAGGAUAAUUGCUAAAAGAAAUUAUUCCCUAUAGAGGAGAUGUUGUGUUUUUGAGGACUACUAGUAUUAAUGUAGCUAAUUUUGUGUAUGUGUAAAUAUACUGUGCGAUCAUUAUUUUUAUACUAAUAAAUAGAUUAAUAUUUAAUUUAAUGUCGUCUAUAAGACUA
Messenger RNA from Stomoxys calcitrans (stable fly), 4210 nucleotides. Its product is annotated as putative ATP-dependent RNA helicase DHX57. The record is from RefSeq and is a predicted model, not a curated record. Gene Ontology annotation, molecular function: ATP binding; protein binding; RNA binding. The transcript has 6 exons. Gene Ontology annotation, cellular component: intracellular anatomical structure. The coding region runs from base 146 to 4045 and encodes 1299 amino acids. Lineage: Eukaryota; Metazoa; Arthropoda; Insecta; Diptera; Muscidae.